GCUUGAAAAUAAAACACCUUUCAACACAGACACACCAAUAUCUAAACAUUUCAGAACAGCGUAGAUAGAAGAACAAAAUAAUAAACUAUCUUUCAACGAUAUAUUUGACUGACAAAACAUCAAGGUGCAAGCAAGCAUUUAAAAUAUUUAGCUAACAUUCAGCGAAAUCCUGAACUUUCACUGUUCGAAAAACUCGAGAACAGACUGUACCAUUUGAACGAGCUAAAGGGGUGUCUCGUCCAAGCCACCAAGUCCCGCCUCUGUGUGGAUCCUGGAAGAGAUUUGGGGAUAUAAAAUCAAGGAACUCUGUUAUGCAGCACUUUUGAGUUAAUCUCGUGAAUGUCAUCAACUUCAUGACACAUUAAUUAGCCCCAUGUUCUAAUCACGCGCAAACAAGAGAGAGCACUUGUGUCUCACUGCAACCUCAAAAUAAUUCCUCACCCAGUCUCUCUGGCACUUCUGCUGGUAGCGCGAGCCACACAACGCAGCCAUGGACGGCGACGAUCAGCGCGCGCUACAGUAUGAACAAACUUUGAUGUAUGGUCGCUACACACAGGAGUUGGGGGCGUAUGCUAAAGAAGAGGCAGCUCGCCUGAGGGAGGAGGGGGGUUGGAGGCGCUCGGUCAAAGAACGCUCACGCUCCCUGGAACUUCUGGAGUACGACAAGGGCCGCUGUGCCAAGUGUCGCAUCUGUACGGUGCGCUGUCAGAAGUUCCUCAUCUCUCGUGUUGGUGAAGACUGGAUCUUCCUCAUCCUCCUGGGUCUACUGAUGGCUCUGGUCAGCUGGGUGGUCGACUUCGCUAUUGCCAUCUGUCUACAAGCACAGAAGUGGAUGUAUGGAGGCCUGGAGAGUAAUGUGUUUCUCCAGUACCUGGCCUGGGUCACCUACCCUGUGGUGCUCAUCACCUUCUCAGCUGGCUUCACACAGAUACUGGCCCCACAGGCCGUAGGUUCAGGUAUCCCAGAGAUGAAGACCAUUCUGAGGGGUGUUGUGCUGAAAGAAUACCUCACCUUUAAAACCUUUGUGGCCAAAGUCAUCGGUCUCACCUGUGCCCUCGGCAGUGGCAUGCCUCUGGGCAAGGAGGGUCCGUUUGUUCACAUUGCCAGUCUGUGUGCUGCACUCCUCAGCAAAUUCAUGUCUCUGUUUGGUGGAAUCUACGAGAAUGAGUCAAGGAACAUUGAGAUGUUGGCAGCUGCCUGUGCUGUGGGGGUGGGCUGCUGUUUCGCUGCCCCUAUAGGAGGUGUGCUGUUCAGUAUUGAGGUAACGUCUACGUUCUUUGCGGUGAGGAAUUACUGGAGAGGGUUCUUCGCUGCCACCUUCAGUGCCUUCAUCUUCAGAGUCCUGGCCGUGUGGAAUAGAGACGAGGAGACCAUCACAGCUCUGUUUAAAACCCGUUUCCGUCUGGACUUCCCUUUUGACCUCCAGGAGCUCCCAGCCUUCGCUGUCAUUGGUAUUGCCAGUGGUUUUGGCGGAGCGUUGUUUGUCUACCUGAACAGACUGAUAGUCCAGUUCAUCAGGAAACAGAAGACCAUCAACAAGUUCCUCAUGAAGAAGCGUCUGCUGUACCCAGCCCUGGUCACUCUGCUGGUGUCUACGCUAACCUUUCCCCCCGGCUUCGGACAGUUCAUGGCAGGCAAGCUGACCCAGAAGGAGUCCCUGGUGACGUUGCUGGAUAACCGGACAUGGGCCAAGCAGGGUAUAGCUGAGGGGUUUGACUACAUCGGCAACUCCCAGGCCUGGAAUCACCCCCAGGUCAACGUCUUCGUCACCCUCGUCCUCUUCAUCGUCAUGAAGUUCUGGAUGUCUGCUCUGGCUACCACCAUCCCUGUGCCCUGUGGAGCCUUCAUGCCUGUCUUCGUCAUUGGGGCAGCGUUUGGCCGUCUGGUCGGGGAGAGCAUGGCUGCCUGGUUCCCUGAUGGCAUCCACUCUGAUGGCACCAUCUACCCCAUAGUGCCAGGAGGGUACGCCGUUGUGGGUGCGGCGGCCCUGUCUGGAGCGGUGACCCACACGGUAUCGACGGCGGUCAUUGUGUUUGAGCUGACGGGUCAGAUCAGCCACAUCCUGCCGGUGAUGAUAGCGGUGAUACUGGCCAACGCCGUGGCCCAGUCCCUCCAGCCCUCACUAUAUGACUCCAUCAUCAGGAUCAAGAAACUACCUUACCUCCCUGAGCUGGGCUGGGGUCACCACGAGAAGUAUAAUAUUCGUGUGGAGGACAUCAUGAUCAGGAAUGUGAUGUACAUCACCCUCAACUGCUGCUACAGAGACCUGCAUGAUGUACUACUGUCUGGACACCUCAAGACCCUAGCCCUGCUCGAGUCCAGUGAGUCGAUGAUCCUGCUGGGUUCUAUUGAGCGUGCCCAGCUCCAGGCCCUCCUGUCCCUACAGCUGGGCCGGCCACGGAGGCUGAAGUACCUGAGAGACCGGGCUACUGCUGAGAAGAAGCGCCUGUCGAUGGUCUCCCACCCGGGCAGCGAGGAUGGCUUCCAGAGGGUUAACCAGGAGGUCCGGUUCCAGAUCUCCACAGAGGAGUCUUCCUUCAGUUCCACCCCUACCCCCUCCAUGAAGCCACUGAAGCCGGCCCUGAAGAGACCCUCUGUGGUGGACCGGCCUCCUGAGAUACCCAUGCCCACAAGUCCCCAGGACCACUCUGGCAACACCUUAAAGAAUCUCUUCUGUGUCAACCCUGAGACAGAAGGCCUGGAGGAUGACUUGGAUGUGGAUGAUGACAUGACCAUCAGAGAGAUUGCAGAGUGGGAGGAGAAGCAGCUUGACGAGCAGGUGAACUUUGACAACUGCAAGAUCGACCCCGCCCCCUUCCAACUGGUGGAGCGCACCUCGCUACAUAAGACCCACACCAUCUUCUCUCUGCUGGGGUUGGACCAUGCCUACGUCACCAGCAUUGGACGACUCAUCGGAGUGGUGUCCCUGAAAGAGCUGCGGAAGGCCAUCGAGGGUUCUGUGGCGGUGAAGGGGGUGAAAGUGCGCCCCCCGCUGUCCAGUUUCCGGGACAGCGGCACCAGCGGCACCAGCAGCAGCAAUAGCGAGAACGAAGCCACAGAGCUCCACAAGCUGUGGGACCGCCACAAGUCCAUGCCCCUCCCCCGGGAGCACCUGGCCUCCGACUCUGAUGAGAAGUCCCAGUGAGGGGGAUGGGGACAGGGAGAUGGGGACAGGUUUUUGGGACAGGUAUAUUGGAUGGGGAUUGGGACAGGUAAAUGUAGACAGGUAUAUUGCCGAGGAGGGGAGGAGUAGGGUGAGCAUUGCCCCCCCCCCACACUUAAAAACCACAACCCACACUUAAAAAGCUGCAACCUCAUAGCUUGGAUCAAUAUUUAAUUCUGGACUAUAGAGUUCUCUCCUGUUACUCCUCUCCUAACCUUCCUCUCCAUCCCUUUCUCCUUUACCCCUCCUCCCGGUUGGCCUUUGGGCCCUACACUUACUCAGCUCUUAUGGAGGAGGGAUUGACUCACCCUGCGCUUGGCCCAACCAGAACAGAAUAGAUCUGUGUGUUAGGGAGGGGAGAGGAGGGAUGGGUUGAGGUGUCACUGCUUAACAAAGGUGGUCAGAGCACAAUGUAUAGAAUGUGGUUUGACUGUAAAAGGGAUUGCAUUUUCUUUUUUUGCCAAUUUUGGUAUUGGUGAGGAAAUGUUCAAAGUUUGUUUGCGUUUUGUGGACCUGUUAACGUUUCUUUCUGACCAGUCUUCCAUAUGCAGACAGUUCAACAGUGAUAAGAAGAUAGGCUUGUGUACUGGUAUGGAUGUGAGUGUAUGUAUUGAGUGCAUGGACGUAUUGGUUUGUAUGUAUUUACAUGAAGAAGGUAGCGAAACCAACCACCUGCUUUAAUUCCUUUGUGAUUUGAAUCUUCUUAUCAGACACAUUUCAGUCUUAUCAUUUCAGCUGUGUUCUAGUUUGUUCCCAUCUGUCUUAGUGACCUGGAAAUAAGUAGCCUAGUGGUUAGAGCGAUGGGCCAGUAACCGAAAGGUCGCUGGUUCGAAUACCCGAGGCAACAAGGUGAAAAGUCUGUAUCUUUGAGCAACACUUAACCCUAAUUUGCUCCAGGCGUGUCAUACUACUCUGGCUGACCCGGUAAAACAACACAUUUCCCUGCAACUAUCUGGUGUAUGUGACAAUAAAAUGUCCAUUUUUUUUUUUUCA
Molecule: messenger RNA, 4156 nt
Organism: Salmo salar (Atlantic salmon)
Lineage: Eukaryota; Metazoa; Chordata; Actinopteri; Salmoniformes; Salmonidae
Product: chloride channel protein 2
Biological process (GO): chloride transport; transmembrane transport
Cellular component (GO): plasma membrane
Molecular function (GO): voltage-gated chloride channel activity
Source: RefSeq, a predicted model, not a curated record